This is a messenger RNA of Cebus imitator (Panamanian white-faced capuchin), 1153 nucleotides long. Its product is annotated as olfactory receptor 1M1. Gene Ontology annotation, molecular function: olfactory receptor activity; G protein-coupled receptor activity. Bases 61 to 1002 code for a protein of 313 amino acids. Gene Ontology annotation, biological process: G protein-coupled receptor signaling pathway. Lineage: Eukaryota; Metazoa; Chordata; Mammalia; Primates; Cebidae. Gene Ontology annotation, cellular component: membrane. The record is from RefSeq and is a predicted model, not a curated record. The transcript has a single exon.
AGCCAACUCCCUGGCAUUCCUGUAACCUUCACCUUCCAUACUUCCAGAGGAAUCACACCCAUGGAGCCACGAAACCAAACCAAUGCAUCUGAAUUUAUCCUCCUGGGACUCUCAGAAAAGCCAGAGCAGGGGAUGCUUCUCUUUUCUCUGUUCCUCUGCAUGUACCUGGUCACAGUGAUGGGGAACCUGCUCAUUAUCCUGGCCAUCAGCAUAGACUCCCACCUCCACACCCCCAUGUACUUCUUCUUGGCCAACCUGUCCCUGGUUGAUUUCUGUCUGGCCACCGACACCAUCCCCAAGAUGCUGGUGAGCCUUCAAACCAGGAGCAAGGCCAUCUCUUAUCCCUGCUGCCUGACCCAGAUGUACUUCUUCCAUUUCUUUGGCAUCGUGGACAGCAUCUUAAUUGCUGUAAUGGCUUAUGACCGCUUUGUGGCAAUCUGCCACCCAUUGCAUUACACCACGAUCAUCAGCCCAUGCCUCUGUGGCCUGCUGGUCGGGGUCCCGUGGGUGUUUUCCUGCUUCAUCUCAUUCACCCACAUCCUUCUGAUGACCCGCCUCAUUUUCUGCAGCAGCCUCAAGGUGCCUCACUACUUCUGCGACCUUACUCCCAUCCUCCGACUUUCGUGCACAGACACAUCUGUGAACAGGAUUUUCAUCCUCACUGUGGCAGGGAUGGUGAUAGCCACGCCCUUCAUCUGCAUCCUGGCCUCCUAUGCUCGCAUCCUUGUAGCCAUCAUGAAGAUCUCCUCUGCAGGUGGCAGGAAGAAAGCCUUCUCCACCUGCAGUUCCCACCUGUCUGUGGUUGCUCUCUUCUAUGGGACCACCAUUGGGGUCUACCUGUGUCCCUCCUCGGUCCACACUGCUGUGAAGGAGAAAGCUUCUGCUGUGAUGUACACAGCAGUCACCCCCAUGCUGAACCCUUUCAUCUAUAGCUUGAGAAACAGAGACCUGAAAGGGACUCUCAGGAAGCUGGUCAACAGAAAGAUCACCUCAUCUUCCUGACCACCAGGACUCGGGAACUUCCACGGGGUAGAAUAUAUACAUCUGGGGGUCUUCAGCUAACAUCUGGAAUUGCAUGAGUUGAAAGAGUACACUUUAAAUUUUAUUAUUAUUGUUUAGAAAUAAGAUCUCACAAUGUUGCUCAGGCUGGAGC